AUGAUGCGAAAAUGGGCAAUCUGGAGGAAGACGAGUAGGCAAAUGGGGAACAGUGUACACGUAAUAGAGCGAGUCACCAGUAACGGGCUUGCCAGAUGCUUCAAGGUUGACUUUUACUGUAAGCUUGAUGGUCGAUGGGCGCAGUAUUGCAGAGGCCGGCUGUUUGCAAAGAUGGAAGCUCUCCAGAAUCCCUGUAUCGAAGCAAACUUUCUGGGGCCCCGUCUAUGCAAAGGCAAACGCACCCUCACCCCCAAUUCCCCGGGAAUCCUGAAGCCACAAUUCGAGCCAAGCUGCCGGAAUCGCCUUAGAGGGUGGAAGAUCGUAAAACGUCCAUCUGGCGUCUACGUUCCAGGGUCUGUUCGCAAGGUGUGCGCAUCGACCCUCGGCCCUAGACGUGAGGGAGUUUCGAUGCUUGUUAGUUCACACAGCGUGCCGGUGAUCGGACAGUCUGCUAUGUGUCUGAGGUAUUGUCUUGUAGCCAUGGACCAAGACACGCGGCUGCAAGCACACUGUCCGACAUCUUUAGACGAGACUCAUACCCGUCGGUCCCUUGCAGACAAGGCGGGAGACUCAUCGAGAUCUAUCAACGCUGGCGGAGUGAUCAGCGUUAAGGCCAUUGGAAAUGUCAUAUCCCCCACGCGGCCUCUUGCCGUGGAGACGGAAGUCGAACAGUAUAGCGGUGUACGACCCGGCCCAGAGCCCAUUUCGACCCGGCCUCUGGACUUCAGAAUUGGCAGUAUAUAAAGGGAAGGUUGUAGCUCGCUCUGCAGUGACUCCUCAUCAGACCCCUUGUGUGCAUGUGUGUACCUCGCAUCGCCUUCGUCCUAUACCUCAAAAGCAGCUCCAGUCAAUUGUUCUCCCCUCUGUUUGUCAGUGGUAUCAAGCAAGCCCAAGACAUCCUCCUCUCCGGGCUACGAAAAUACCCCGAGCUAUCCGCAGUCUGCCUAUCCGGUUCGAUUCUUUACAGCGCAACAUGUCACUCUGGACAAUGUACAACUUCCGUUCCGAAGUUUGGUCGGGCAUGGACCUUCUUCCAGUUGAGAUCAACAGGGAGGGGAAUCCUCUGAGUAAUUGUUCGGUCCAUGAUCCGCCUUCACCUCAG
Molecule: messenger RNA, 1102 nt
Organism: Aspergillus aculeatinus CBS 121060
Lineage: Eukaryota; Fungi; Ascomycota; Eurotiomycetes; Eurotiales; Aspergillaceae
Exons: 3
Coding region: 1-744 (247 amino acids)
Source: RefSeq, a predicted model, not a curated record